GAUAUUUCUUUCAGUCUCUGGUUGUCGAUGUCACAGUGAAAACGCGCGCGCGGGAUUUCCUGUCUGUUCGAUAAGCGUUGAGCGAGCGCAGCAAAUCGCAGUGAAUUUUAUUGGGACGUUGUGGCAGACUGAAAUCAACUCUAUUCCAACCUACAUUCCUUCACUCUGGCUUCGAUUUGGCGCGUACACACUUACAAAUAUGAAUAUAAUAUGAACUGGCGUCCGAUGAGUUUAUAGGCCAAUAACUGGAGUAAGAGACGUGGUCGUGUCUUUAUAUAUAUAGAUAAACAAAUAAAUCCGAUAUUUAUGAGUCAGCGCUUCGAAUUGCUGUGGAUUAAAUGCGUAUGCAUGCAUGUAAAUGACUUUGCCUUUAAUAAAACUGUGACCGAAGACAUGAUAAUAUCGGUAAUUUUGCAUGGGAUGACGAUUACUAAUUUAGGCAUACAAUAGAAGUGAAUAGAAUUACUGGCAGGCAGAUUCAACGACGCGACGGAUUUAGAACGAGCAUCAGAUUAACAGUACGGGUGCGUACGAGAUCGCGUACAUUGUAGUAAAGAGCUAAAUAGUGACAGUGCAAAAUGGCGGUGGCGACAACAAGCAAACUUUUCGGCGUUAGCAACGUCAGUUUCGUCGUCUAUGGCGUAACGAUAGCGUUUUGGGCGCUUUCACUUGGAAUACAACAAAUCGACGCACAAAGCCCACCGCAGCAACAGGUGUGUCCCGAACAGAAUGAUAUUGCACCCUGUAUAUGUACUGUAAAGAAGAACGGUCUGGAUAUAUUGUGUGAAACCACAGAUUUAGCUCAUAUAACUAAAUCUAUGGGCACUUUAAAAGGGCAAAGCCCCAUAAUAUUCUAUUUGAAAUUGCGCCACAACAACCUACCUAAACUACAGGGAUUUGUAUUUCUGGCACUGGACAUCCGCCAUUUGACUAUUCACAACAGCAGCUUGGCAGCCAUAGAAGAGAAUGCGCUCAGCUCUUUAGGUAAUGGACUCACACAGUUGGACAUUUCGCAGAAUCAAAUGAAGACUGUACCAUCUUCAGCCUUAAAGCAUCUCUACCAUUUGUUAAUCCUGAAUUUGAAUCAUAAUAAAAUUAGUGUUAUUCAUAAUAAUGCAUUCGAAGGCAUGGAUACUUUGGAAAUACUUACUUUGUACGAGAACAAAAUCGUCACCAUAGAGCCCGAAGCUUUCCGAGGCCUUGAAAAAAAAUUGAAACGGUUAAAUCUUGGAGGAAAUGAUCUCACUGCGAUACCACAACAGGCGCUCUCUAUACUUGACACUCUGAAGAAAUUAGAAAUUCAAGAGAAUAAAAUCGGCAGCAUUCGUGAAGGCGAUUUUGCAGGAAUGGAGAGUUUGGACUCGUUGAUCUUGGCGCACAACAUGAUCACCACUGUACCUGCAAAUGUGUUUUCCCAUCUAAGUAUUUUGAAUUCAUUGGAAUUGGAGGGAAAUAAGAUAGAAAUCAUUGACAAGGAUGCGUUCAAGGGUUUAGAAGAGAAUCUGCAAUAUCUCCGCCUGGGCGACAACAAUAUUCAAUCUAUACCCAGUGAAGCUUUGCGUCCACUGCAUCGGUUGCGUCACCUAGAUUUAAGAAACAACAACAUAAGUUUUAUACAAGAAGACGCUUUCGCUGGCUAUGGGGACUCACUGACAUUCCUCAAUUUCCAAAAGAAUGACUUGAAAGUUUUACCGAGUAUGAUUUUUGAAAAUCUCAACUCACUCGAAACGCUCAAUAUCCAAAACAACAAGCUGUCGCGCAUACCACAAGAUAUAAUGGAGCCAAUCACUGAUACGCUGCGUAUAAUCGAUAUUACAGAUAACCCAUUGGUGUGCUCGUGUGAGCUCACCUGGUUCCCGAAGCUUUUGCAAGAUCUGAAGAACAGAGAUGACGAAAUGGCGCAGAAGAAGAAGCCCACUUGUCUCAUGCCCAUAGAAAAUCGACAAUACUACGUACAAACAAUGCCAUUGGAGAAGAUGCACUGCGGUGGCAAAAACGCCGCUCCCAACCUACUCAACAAUGCGGUGCUGCCUGUGAACGUGCUCACCAACGUAGCCGUCAGCAUAUUGGCAGCAGUGAGUAGAUUUUAAGCUGCCACACGCUGAGACACCGAUGCUGUGAAGCAAUUUCAUUGAAAUUUACGAAACCAAUGCAAUUGACUGCAUUACGCUUUGAAAUAAAAGGAUCACAAACGCUUGCUCUAUUGUACGCCGGGACGUAAUACAUUCAUACAACCAAACAUCCAUACAUAUAUACAUUGGCACAACGCCACAGCCACAGCAGUGGAAAUGUUGAAGAGUGUCAUAGAUACGCGCACAUGUAUAUUUGCUGAGAAGGAUUUUCGAAUAUUAUUGAAAAUGAAACAUGCAUACAUAUCAAACGGAUGCCAUUGAGCUCCUACCAACAUACAUAUCAACUACUAAGUACUAAGUUUUUGUGAAGAGUAUUUAGUAUAGCCUAUAAGAUGAUUGAAUUAGUUAUACACUAACGUUUACUUUUUGACACAUGUAUUUUGCUGAUGCCGAAUGUUACCUAAAAGGGAGAACCAUUGAAACUACAUAAGCAGCUAUAUGAACUACUUAUAUCUAUGUAUUUAUUGAAACUAAGUAUAUAUGUAUGUUUACGCCUAUUAUUCCUAUUCCAAUGUUUACUAACAAGUAUUUGCUAAUAUUUGCUGAAGCUAUAUAUUAUAAUUUUUAUUUCAUAUACAUACAUACAUACAUAUAUUUAAUAUACUAUAUAUUGUAAUAAUCUAACGUCAAAGGGAAGCUACUAAUGCAAAAUCAAUGUCGUCGUUGUGAGAUACAAUCAUUUUUGGGUUUGUGUAUAUUUAAUAAAAGAAAGACAUAAUCGAAAUUUAUAAAUUUAAACUAAAUUAGGAUAAUUCACUUCAAAUUCUAUGCAUACAUUGCCAAACAUAGCUAAAUGUGUAUUUACGUGUAUGGCAUUAAAAGAGAACCAAAUUUCUAAAAUUGAAGAGUUUUGUGCGUGUUAAAAUAUAUGUAAGUGCACUAACAUGUUACAAGAACUGAUUACGGAAUAAGUAGUUUGUACUCAUAACAUGAGCAUAUGAGGGGUGAAAAUUAAUAUAUAUCUCGAAGUACAUAUGUAUGUAUUUGAGAAUGAAAAUAGAAAUAGUGCAUAUGGUAAAAAGUGUUUUAGAAAUCUCAAAAUUUAAAUUUUUUAAAUUACUUAAAAUAUUUUCUUUAACUUACAAUUAUUAUAAAUAUGGAAUGUCCAGUAAUUUGCUUUAGCUAAAUAGAAGAGGCGACCAAAGAUUUGUUAAAUUUUAUUUAUUGUUUAAUUAUUUAUUAAUAUUUAUUAAGGAAUGUUAUUAAAUUAUACUCAACAUUAAUAUGUUUAUUCAGUUAUUUAAAUUUGAAAAAGCUGUUUUUGAAACAUCUUACAGAAAUUUUCUGAAAAUCUUAUAUUAUUUUUUUUUAGUUUUUAAUUAACUUUUCAGCUACUUUUAAUUUCUUAAAGUUUUCUUGCUUCUUUAAAUACAUAAAUAUAUGUUAACAAAUUAACACGAUCUAUCUACCAUACAUAUCAGCAUGUGCCAUGCAAUGCAGAAUAGAGAUUAAAAGUUGAAAAUACAUUUUUAUAAACAUUUACCGGGCCAAUUUAUUUUCGACGAAAGUGCAAAAUAGUUUGUUACCUUUUGGAGAUUAUAUUUAUGUGGUGGUAUAUGUAUGUACAUAUGUACACAUACAUAUAGGUAAAUACAAACGCAUACUCGUAUGUACAAUUAAAAUAUAAGACAAAAUAUUUUUAGUAUUUAAAUUUUUUACGAAUAAGCCCUGUAAAAUAUAUUCAUUGUAAUGAGUAAUGGCAUAGAAUCUUUGAGAAACGAAAAUAUGAAAAUAUUUUCAAAACAAUUGGGUCAGUAAUCAAAGGUUGUAUGUUUGUACUCAGAAACUGAAUUUAUUAUACACUCAAAUGUACACGUAGAGGAAUUGAGACGCAUUGAAAACUUUUGAGAGCAUUUUUUAAAGCAUUUUGUAAUUACAUAUAUGCAUGCUUCUUUUUAGACAUCCAAUAUACAAAUGUAUACACUAACUUAUUUAUAUUUCGAAUUUCUCUUGUCUUGAUUAAAAAAUAUUUUUUAGAUCUGUUUGUUGUAAUUAUAGAAAUAUUUUAUGUAUAUGCUACAUGCUAGUAAACUAAUGAGAGGCUUUAUCAAUUAGGGUCAGAUUUGGCAGCUCUUAGUUUGAUAGUGUGAUAGGCAUAUUCUACGAUUUGCGUUCCUUUAAAUACAAUUUUUGAAAUGUAAAUGUUACUACAAAUAUAACUGUAUUUAGUUAAAUAAUAAUAAAGAGCAGCCGGUUUAGUCUUAACAACAAUUGCGAGUAUUUUAUUCAGUCAGUUUUUUCGUUGCAUACAAUUAAUAUAUAAUAAUGUACCGUCAUGUUGUUAAUAUCAUAAUCAAUAAGACCCUUUUCAUGACUUUGAGGGCAAACAUAAUCGCCCCUAUUCCCGUUGUCGUUAUCGUUUUAAAACGACUUAAGAACGCCUAUUUGGCAUUCCUGUUAGCGUUAACGACAUUUAUCGAAAAUAAAUUGAGAUUCCCCAAUUUAAAACGACUAUAGAAACGACAUAGAAACAGUCGUUUUUUGUCGUUGCUAUAAUUGGGAGCGACAUAGAAACGACGCGGUUGUUUGAAGGAAAAUUUGAAGUGAAGAUGAAAAUUCCAAAUUGGAAACAGUUUGAAAUUUUAAUUUCUGAAAUGGAAAAAUAAAAAAUCGCAUAUGCCAAGGACUUUAGAAAAGGGAUAAAUCCUUUAAAUUUCGAUUUUUGGGAGGGAUAUUUUUUUCUAAAAAAAAAAAAUAAAUCCAUUCCACCGCCAUCUCGCGUCGGAAAUUGUUGGCAUUAAUAAAAUUGCAUUUUUAUAUCUAAUAAUAUAUUUAAGAUAUGAAAGAUCUUAAAAUUUAAAAUGAAGAAAAAAAUAGUACUCCAACAAGAGGAGGAGUUAAUAAACAGACACUCAUGUCUCCUUUGGCUGGACCACUAGUUAGAGUAGUCGGAUUAGCCAGAAGCAAGGAGCAUGAGGCGCUGGAAGUAUAACAUAUUUUAGAAGAAAGUUUGGAGGACGCAAAUGUCACCACUACUUCUUUUAAAAAACCAAAUAAAGAUGGAAGACUAACAUUGUUGUACGUAAGUACAAUAAUUACAGUGAUAACGUUGUUUAGAGUCAAUAUAGAAUAGCAUAAAAUCAAUUAAGGACUGCUUUAAACAUGUGUCCCGUUACAUAAGAAAGAAAUUUUUAUAUGGGAAAAGCGCUCCUUAAAGUAUACUAUAUAAAAUAUGUAGACAAAAUUUGGAUAACUUUUCUUAGGCGUUACGAUAUACUUCAAGAAUACCAAUUUAGGAACGAAACGACGAUAAGAACGACGACGACUUAGAAACGACUAUUAAAAUGACAACGACAACGGGAAUAGGGCCGAAUGAGCCAACAAAAGUUAUGGCUUAACUUAGCUGUUUGGGUUUAACUAAAAGGAAGUUAAUAUAAUAUUAUAUUAAAGCAAUUAUGUACUUAAUUUAUUUAAAAUUUUCACAGAAUCAGAAUCCAAAUAUGAGCCAGUAACAAAUUAAGUGUUGUAUAAAUUGGGAAAUAUUGUUGUUAUUAACUCAAAUAGCUUUAAAAUAUAAAGUUUUCGGCACCAUGAAUCCAUUGAAAGGGCUGGCUAUCGGUACGGUAUAUGCUCCCAUGUUGGGAAAUGCAAUCAAAUCUCCACAAGAUAGAUUUGGCAAGUAUGCAUCCUCGAU
This is a messenger RNA of Zeugodacus cucurbitae (melon fly), 5766 nucleotides long. Its product is annotated as protein slit. Gene Ontology annotation, cellular component: plasma membrane. NCBI's taxonomy places the organism in Eukaryota, Metazoa, Arthropoda, Insecta, Diptera, Tephritidae. Gene Ontology annotation, molecular function: protein binding. The transcript is spliced from 9 exons. The record is from RefSeq and is a predicted model, not a curated record. The coding region runs from base 579 to 2090 and encodes 503 amino acids.